Molecule: messenger RNA, 2516 nt
Organism: Gymnodraco acuticeps
Lineage: Eukaryota; Metazoa; Chordata; Actinopteri; Perciformes; Bathydraconidae
Product: forkhead box protein N2
Exons: 5
Coding region: 166-1335 (389 amino acids)
Biological process (GO): regulation of DNA-templated transcription
Cellular component (GO): nucleus
Molecular function (GO): cis-regulatory region sequence-specific DNA binding; DNA-binding transcription factor activity
Source: RefSeq, a predicted model, not a curated record
GGAGACCCCAGACGGCAACAGAACAAGGAGGGAGAGUGUCCGAGUCCAGUUUUAAACACCACAACUUCACCUUUAACUCUUCAAAGGCUUUGUUUUUUUUAACACUCAAGGAGAAGUGUUCUGCCAAGGUCAUCGUUAUUGAAAAUUGCAGCUGAAUGAUUCUGGAUGUUUUCUCCUGGAAGAGAGAUGGAGAAUAGCUCUCACUUGCUGUCGCCCUCGUCACCAUGUACUUCUACUUUUGGAGGGUCCCUGCCUUUCUCGUCUUCACCGCAGCAGACCGGCUGCUCUAAUGGUCGUCUUUCCCUCCCACUUUCACCCAUUUCUUUCCCCCCGUCCCCUUCCUCACUUUCUCCAGCAACAGCAGAGUCUCUCCACUCUUUCUCGCCUCUUUCACACUGCACAGCGUCUCAGGGCCUUGAAGGACAAAACAUACAGUGCUUCAGCACAGCGACUGUCCCUGACCAGGACGACCUGACCUGCCUCAACUGGCUGCAUCAGAGGGGCAACCUGCUCCCGCUGCAGCCCCUUCCCAAAAUCACAACGCUGCCUCAGCUUGAGUCCUUCACACCUACCCAACCUCUUUCACCUGCCAUGUCCAAACCACCGUACUCCUUCAGUAGUCUGAUUUUCAUGGCGAUAGAAGACUCACCUGACAAGAGGCUUCCAGUUAAGGACAUUUACGAUUGGAUAGUGAACAAUUUCCCCUACUACAGGACGGCCACCGGAGGCUGGAGGAACUCUGUCAGACACAACCUGUCGCUGAGCAAGAGCUUCCGUCGCAUUCAGAGGGACAAGAGCCAGUCAGUGGGGAAGGGGUCGCUGUGGUGUGUGUGUCCAGAGUACCGGCCGGCGCUCCUCGAGGUGCUGAGGAAGACCCACAGUUAUCACAGCACCAACAUCAAUCUGUUAAACAAGCCUGCAUUGCUGGAGGGAGCAGAGUUUGGGGUUCCUGCAGUGUGCGACUCUAUGGAAAUGUCAGAUCCUCUCUCUCACACCCUUCUCCUCUCCUCGCCAUCAACCCAAAUCAUGGCCGCUGAUAACACACCUUUCUCUGAAAACCCACUGUGCCCUUUGACCCCGGAUCACGAGGAGCUCGUCACCAUGGAGUCGGUUGAAUACCAUCAUCAGGGCGAUGUCAGCGAGGACAUGGAGAAAGACCCCCUGUCAGACAGCGGUUACAUCGAGUUACAUUACUACGAGUCUCACCAGUACCAGUACCUGGUGCUGCCCGGCGACACAGAGCUGGACCUGGAGACCGUGGAGAUCCUCCAGCUGGACGCAGAGGCCCAGGAGGCUGCUGGGUCGCUGUUGGACCUGGCAGGCGGAGUUUAUUAAUCAAAAAUCCCUUUUAACAGUCAGAGCUGAUGCUUAAAUCCAUCGUAAGCUCCAACAAAGCAACAUAAAUUGAGAUUAAUGUUUUAGAAUCUUAAUCGAUAAUGGAUGGAGUGAUGAUGUUAGGAAUAUCACUUCUUCUUCCUGAGACGUUGACACUGCCCUUAUUCUUGAUUUUUAGUUAGAUAAAAAAUAUAGUUUCACCUUUUGUUGGACUAACAAGACUAAUGAAUCACAUGACUUUAGUUCAGGCACUUAUGAUGCAAAAGCUAAAUUGACCACCAUACAAUGAAAACCUGGACAAAUACUUGAGAGUGUAAUCCUCAAUGGAAAAGGCCGGACAAAGAUAUACUCAGAGGUUUUAAAACUGAGGGGCAAGUAUUAAUAGAGUUGGAUCUUUGUUACAAAAAGAUUUGAGCUUUUCAGCUGUGUUUCUACAUUAUGUUCAUUCUCAGGGGUGUAAUGGAAAAACUGUUUCUGGAUUAAGAUGUUUUCCAUGUUAGGGUACGAUUUUUAUAGCCUUAAAACCUGAAAAAGAAAAUACUAAAAUAGCUAUUGACUCACAUCCACACUGUUGCCUUUUCAAUAUUAAUAAGCCUUUCCAACCAGUUUUUCUCCAAAUCAUUCAAAUAGUGGCCAUCUUUUCUUUAUUAUGUCUUUAUAGAGGUUACUUUUUGAGGGAAAAACAUUUAGACAAAUGUAUUUGAAAUAUAUUUUACUUUAACUCUGUUACUGUAUUCUGAAAAUACUGCCUUUUACUAGUUGAGUGAAACACUUAAUUUAUAAUGUAGCUGCAAUUGUAGAUUGUGCUCCGAAAAUGGGAAAGCACUACUCAAUUACAAUUAUAAGUACUUCCAAUUUUCUUUCUAUGUAUUUCUUUACACCUAUUGUCAUUUUUCAUAUAAUUUGUGCUUGAGUUUUAUUUACAUUAUGUAAUGUUACAGAAUGACUUUGAAUUUUCUGUGAAUUUUAAAAACUAGAUAUGAUCUUGUAUGCUAAGCAAAAUGUUCUUCAAUCAGGAAGUCUUUGAUUGGAAAUUUGAGUUAUGAAUGCAAAACGAACCCACUGCCAUUUAAAAUGCUUUACAUUUCAGUGUACACGGAAAUUCUGUUUGUUAAUGUUCAAAAGUUUAAGAUUUUGUAAUCUAACAAAUACAAUCCAUCCUGCUGUUCAGUGAAUCAAAA